CUUGAAACAAACGCCAUUGCAGCCUGAAUUCAUUUCUGUUAUCCAACGCAACAACGUCUUGAUCUUAGACUCUGCAGUCCAAGUCUUUUCCGCGACAGACUAUCAUCUUCACUGCAGUCAAGAUGGAUGUUCUUCUGGCAAAAGUCACCCAGCAGGCUAUGAACUAUGCCAUACGCUCGGGUAUAGCAAUCACAAGCACAUAUGCCAUACGACAAUGCACAAGACUGGUCAAAACCGCCCCUCGCGGUGGCAAGCGGGAAGAGCUACUAAAUCUGCAAGUCCGCCUGGAAAGCAAGAUCAGAAUCAUCUCACCAGCCAUCGAUAUGAUAGAGUUGAUCGCGGCUCGUGGAAACACUUCACUGGAGUCUGCUGUUGUUCUCACAAAGGAUCUACGCUGGGAGAUACAAGCUCUCGGUAUUCGUCUAGCAAAUGCUGCAAAUGAGGAAGAGUUGUACCGGCGCAAAAGUUCACGGGCAAAGUCAAAGGAGCAGAACGAGCUUGAGUUGCAACUGAUAGUCUCGGACGUCAAGAAAUUGCUCGCUCGGAUUGAAGAUGCGGUACCACUUAUCAAUCUCGCCAUCACAACUUCCGGCGUCAACUUGUCUACAAAUCUGCCGGCUACCGUCUCCCCAUCACGACUUCUGCAGGCCAGCACAUUCCUCACAGCGGCAGAUUCUCAGUGUACGGCGGCGCCUGGUCAAAACGUUCAAGUGGGACCGGUUUAUGUUCUAUCCGUCUACAUGCUCUUCGCCAGUCACACCAAUAGGCCGCACGAUGAGGAGAGCGCUCGCGAAGCUACCUGGAAGGAAGUGAUCCACAAAGCCAGAGUCAAGCUUGUGCGCGUACCACUGGACAGUCUGUACAACCUACCAGGAAGCUUGACGACUCCAAGCGGCGCACGUUAUUUUCCGAAGGAGCUGCCUUCAGAUGGUGCAUCGGUUGAGUAUGCCUAUCAGCUGGUCGUGAUCGAGGAUCUGGACGACGAUCGAGUACACACUUUCGAAGAAGACGAAUCUCAACCCGGUCCAUUUGAGGAAGUCGCGCUCGCAGGUAUCAGGGAUGUCAUUCCCAUUCACGAAAUCUCCAAGAUUUUCUAUGCCGAUACUGGCAAGAUUCUGAAUAUUGGCUCCGAAGGCGAGGCAAAUAAUCCGAUUCUUUUGCUCAAACGCGACAUUCAUGCAGAGCCACCAAGACGUAUGAUGGAAAGAAAAUACACAGAAGACCAGGAAUACUACGACGAUGAUGAAGACUACGAUGAACGACCUAAGACGCAGGACAGUGACGACACCGACCACGACGAACAAGCACAAAUAAAUGCCCAGAUCCACCGCGACUCAACGCCACAAGUCCAAGGCGGCAAGGAAGAGCCAACGGUACAACAAGACCCAGACGCUCACUGGCGACUACCUCCAGACUUGGACCCCGAAUGGAUAGCCUUUGAAGUCUACACCGAAGACCCACCCACCGACGAUGAGGAAGACGAAGAAGAAGAAGAAGAAGAGGACUCCACACCUCAACCAUCUUCCUCUUGUACACGCAAACCCUCCCUCGACCCCACCCUCACAAACAGCAUCUCCUCCCUAAACCUGACCUCAUCCCCCACAAACAAAUCCACCCAACUCCUCCCCCCCUCACCUCCCCAAAGUCGUAGAACCCCACAACAACAACCACCCCCCCAAAUCCGCACUUCCCUCUCCCUCCUAGAAAUGCUCAUCCGCCUGACCGCACUCCAACAAUUCCGCCAAUCCUCUCACUUGACAAUCGAAGACGAACUCCUAAACUUCUUCCUCGAAGACUCUGCCACCACAGGAGCUGGCUCCGACACCUCCUCGCGUCAACGAAUACGCAGAGAUGCGAGGAAAAGAGUGGGCUUUGAUCCGUAUGACGAAAGUCCGAUCAAAAGGAGGGGGGAGGAGUAUUUACAGCAUCCGAGGGCUGGGAAUACACCGGGGAGGGAGUUGGGCGAGUAUGAAAGGGGUUAUAGAGAGGGGAGUGAGAGGGUCGAGUUUGAGAGGGGGUUUAGGGCUGCGAGUGAGAACUUUGGAUACACUCCAGAGGGGGUGAGACCGAGUAUUGAGGGUGCGGGAUACUUUUCGGGUAGGAGUAGUGAGAGUAUGCCUUCUAGUCCUUCGCCGCAGAUUCGAGGUACACCGCUGAGGGAAAGAAAAAGUCAAAGCCCAAGACUACAGACGCCAGAGUGGAAAGACAAGGGCAGAAGAAAUGUCUUGAGAAAAGGCAACCCUAUCCCCAAAAGUCCGUUAGGCAGAGAGAGCCCUGAGUCCUAAGUUCCGCAUCGGAGAGGAGAUGAUUUAAGGAGACAUCAAGCAUCAAAUACAUCACAAAGCCGGGCAUUAGCAUAGCAUAAGCAUAGCGAAUUUUGUUGUUCCUUUUCACAUCUAACCCACUUUGCAAACGAAAACGAAUGAUUACUCUCCAAACUCCCUUCCACGCUACUAAAAAAACGCCAUGCCUCAAUCCUAUUAGCACCAGAAACCUUCCUUGCGCCUCAAAAUCCAGCGUUUGACCGAAAGUGAUCAUUCCACGUCUCAUGUCUCGCGUGCUCAUUAGCCUCGUCUGACUCCUCGGAAUCUUUACGGAGCAGGGGAGUAGGUUCGUCGAACUUGAAACCAGACUUGUCCUCCUCAGUCUCGGAUUGAUGCUCCUCGGUCUCUGAUUCGUCC
Aureobasidium subglaciale EXF-2481 is the source of this 2681-nucleotide messenger RNA. RefSeq lists its product as uncharacterized. Gene Ontology annotation, cellular component: cytoplasm; nucleus. Lineage: Eukaryota; Fungi; Ascomycota; Dothideomycetes; Dothideales; Saccotheciaceae. Gene Ontology annotation, molecular function: GTPase regulator activity. Bases 123 to 2285 code for a protein of 720 amino acids. The transcript has a single exon. The record is from RefSeq and is a predicted model, not a curated record.